GAUAUUAUAUCGGUUUCAAGCUAUUUUUGCAUGUUUUCUUCUUUGGUUUUCUUCAAUUUUGCCUAUUUUGAAAGUAACAUAACAUUUUCUAAUAAACAUCUCAUUUGACCAUGGCUUGUAAUCUAUCGCAUCAGUCUACUAGACUGAUUUUUCAAUAGACGCGAAAAUAUACGUGCGACAAAAUCAUGGAGAAAAAAUUUGUUUGCGUUUAGUUAGGGAAUUUUCUGCUGUUACCAACUUCGAAAAUUUAAUAUAAUAAUUUAAUACUAUAACCUCAAAAUACAAAUAAAGUUUAUAAAUGUUUUAGUUCAAUCCAAGUAUUGUAAUACACGAAAAUUGUAGAUGUACAAUAAUAAUAUCAACAACAGUAAUAAUUUCAAUAAAAUUUAUAACAGUUGUAGAUGUGUAAUAUCAAUAGUUAAAAUACGCAGAUAGCACAUAACACAAGUAUAAUAUAUUAUUUUAGCUUAUCUAUCUCGUUGCCUAAUUCAAAAACUUGCUUAUCCUAUUUCUAAUUUCUUUAAAAACAGAAUCAAUAUCAGAUGCGUAAAAUUCUUUAUUUUGUAAAUUCAUUGGUACUUGGUAAAUACCAUUUUUCAAGUUGCAAAAUUUUAAUGAUACUUAAAUAUAAUCUUAUAUUUAAUAUAUACGUAUAUAAAGACGAAUAUUUCUAAUGUUAUUGUUUUAAGGUUACAUUUACCAUGGUUUAGAAUUUGAAAGCUAAGUUGAGAAAUAAGUGGAGACUUUCAAAAUUAGAAUGUUGGCCACAGUAGAAAAUUUACUAACUCAUCUCAUGCAAUCAUUUAUCUCAGUCCAUUAUUAGAGAAUCAUGCUAAUGUGAAAGCCUGAUUUAUUUUAGUGUGGUCAGUUUUGACUGUGUAACCCUUGCGUAUCAAUUUAUAAUUUACAAUUUAAAUUGUAUUCAACAAUUGUCAUUGCAAAAUGGGUCUUGAAAAAGAAGUACCAAUUGAAGAACCAGUACGUCCCGAUGAAUUUAUGAUUAGACCUUGCUAUUUAUAUGAGGCAGAGUUUCAUGAGUGUGAAAGGCCUAAAGGACGUUUUCAUCAGCUAUUUAUUUUUGGAGACUAUCUUGACUGUAAUCAAUGGAAGAGAGAUGCUCAAUUAUGUAAAAAAUGGCAAGAAAAGAAGGAUGAGAAAGCAAGAGCAGAAUUGAUUGAAAGUGAAGAAAAACGUAGAAUUGAGAGAUUAAAACCACAUUAUCAGAAUGAUGUUUGGAAGAAAAGAGAUAAACCACCAGAAAAUUGGAAUGCACCACUGCCCGACUGGAUAGUAGAAAAAAAUAAAAACACUUAUUUAGAUUUAAAAGCUCAAUCCAUUAGAAAUGGAACUGUUAAUGAUAUUGAUAUGAAAGUUUAUGAAUCAGUAACUUGUUCUAUACUGUAAAUUCAGAGUUUGUAUAUUUUCGUAAGGGAUUCGCAAUUGAAACUGUUGUAGUUGUAAAUAAAUAUUAAUUUUCUAUAUUUACAUCAUUACUCACAGUAUAUAAAA
This is a messenger RNA of Phymastichus coffea, 1509 nucleotides long. Its product is annotated as UPF0545 protein C22orf39 homolog. Bases 943 to 1404 code for a protein of 153 amino acids. The record is from RefSeq and is a predicted model, not a curated record. NCBI's taxonomy places the organism in Eukaryota, Metazoa, Arthropoda, Insecta, Hymenoptera, Eulophidae. The transcript is spliced from 4 exons.